Messenger RNA from Penicillium angulare, 1716 nucleotides. RefSeq names its product glycerol kinase. Gene Ontology annotation, cellular component: mitochondrion. The coding region runs from base 1 to 1716 and encodes 571 amino acids. Gene Ontology annotation, molecular function: glycerol kinase activity. The record is from RefSeq and is a predicted model, not a curated record. Gene Ontology annotation, biological process: triglyceride metabolic process; glycerol metabolic process; glycerol-3-phosphate biosynthetic process. The transcript has 4 exons. NCBI's taxonomy places the organism in Eukaryota, Fungi, Ascomycota, Eurotiomycetes, Eurotiales, Aspergillaceae.
AUGCGGAACCCCUUUGAUUUGGACAACGACAGUGUUGAUGGGGACUCAGAGGUCGCCGAAGAAUUUGAGCUUCCUCACCACUCACGUCACCCACAGCCUGACGAAACAGACGAUGGCGACCGCGCAAUCCUACAAGAUGAGGACCAUCGCGGGGACGAUUUGAAGGAGCGUUUUAUUGGCACCAUUGAUCAGGGUACGACUAGUACUCGUUUUAUUAUCUUCGACUGCACAGGCACACCCAUUGCCAAAUAUCAGACGGAAUUCCGUCAACUUCAUGAACAUCCAGGAUGGCACGAACAAGACCCCUAUGAAUUGGUGGAGUCGGUCUUUAUUUGCAUUGAGGAGGCUAUGAAAUCCUUCCUUGCGUUAGGCCACUCCCGAUCCGAUAUUGAGGCUGUAGGAAUUACCAGUCAACGAGAAACUGCUUUGGUGUGGGACUGGGAAACGGGCGAGCCCCUCCACAAUGCUAUUACAUGGACCGAUACCCGUACCAUCAACCUGGUGCGAGAGUUGAAGGAAAAGCCCGGUGCCGAUGAGUUGGUGAAUAUUUGUGGUCUACCCCUCUCUACAUACCCCUCAUCCGUCACAUUGCGGUGGAUGCUGGAUAACCUUCCUGAUGUCCGCUCCGCAUAUGACGAUGGUCGUGCCGCCUUCGGUACGGUCGAUAGUUGGCUUAUCUACAACCUCAACGGAGGUCCUCAGAACAAGCGCCUCGUUACCGAUGUGACCAAUGCUUCGCGUACUAUGUUUAUGAACCUCGAGACCCUCCAAUACGACGACCGACUUCUUAAGUUCUUCGAUAUUGAUCCUAAGAAGAUUCGCCUCCCCGAAAUUUUCCCAUCCGCAGACAAGGAGGGUUUCGGUGAGAUUUGUGAGGGCCCGCUGGAAGGUGUUCGCAUCACUAGCUGUCUGGGUGAUCAGGCUGCUGCGUUGGUCGGUCACUGUGCGUUCACACCCGGAUCUGCCAAGAACACUUACGGUACCGGUUGCUUCCUUCUUUAUAACGUUGGCGAGAAGCCUGUGAUUUCGAAACACGGCCUACUCGGCACAGUUGGUUUCCAAUUGGGCCGAGACCGAAAACCCGUUUAUGCGUUGGAAGGAAGUGUGGCUGUGGCAGGUAGCGGUGUCUCAUUCCUCAUGAACAACAUGGGUUUUUUCCGUGAUUCACGCAAGGUCAGUGAUUUGGCUGCGACAGUGCCCGAUAACGGAGGCUGCAUCUUCGUUACUGCAUUCAGUGGUCUCUUUGCACCAUACUGGAUUGAUGACGCCAAGGGAACUAUCUGGGGUAUCACUCACCACACCCAACGAGGACAUAUCGCUCGUGCGACCAUGGAAGCGGCAUGCUUCCAAACCAAGGCCAUUCUGGAUGCCAUGGAGAUGGACAGCGGCAAGAAGUUGACAGAAUUAGCUGUCGAUGGUGGUAUGAGUAACUCGGAUAUUUGCAUGCAGACCCAAGCUGAUAUUAUUCAAAUCCCCGUCGAACGUCCAGCCAUGCACGAAACCACUGCCCUCGGUGCCGCAAUUGCCGCCGCCUUUGCCAUCGAUGUAUGGAAAGAUUUCUCUGACCUCAAACACAUGAAUCGUGCCAAUCGUGCUACCUUUGAACCCAAAAUUUCUACAAAGGCCAGCGGAAAGAUGUACAAACAAUGGUCCAAGGCCGUGGAGAUGUCCCGCGGUUGGAUGGAGCCCGGAGAAGAAUCAGAUGAUGAUGAGUAA